This is a messenger RNA of Megachile rotundata (alfalfa leafcutting bee), 1784 nucleotides long. RefSeq lists its product as uncharacterized. The record is from RefSeq and is a predicted model, not a curated record. Lineage: Eukaryota; Metazoa; Arthropoda; Insecta; Hymenoptera; Megachilidae.
UUUUCGCUAAACUUUGCCAGGUCGAGGUUAAUUUGUACUUUUGCGUUUACCAUUUAAUAUGCUUUCUCAGUCGACAGUGUGUCGUUGAUCGUUCAUCAUGAAGGAACAGUGGAGCAUCAGUAAAGAUAAACUCGUCAGUAUAGAAGAUGGAUUAAUUUGCAACGAAGAAACCCCCCGCAUUCGACCCACCGUACAAACAGAUACCUGUAAAAAACUGAUACAAUGCAUAAAGUUCAUAUUGUAUUUGGAACUGCUCUUGUUCGUCGGAUGGGGUUGUUACGCAAUAUGGCAAACUUAUCGUGUCGAAUCAAUAGAGGUCAGGGUUACGGACAGUAUUCAGGAAUCAGAGCCGCGCAAUUUGCACGAUCAACGUUUACAUCUCGAGGAAAGUCCGACCACUACCAAUGAGUUUCUUACGCAAAUGGAAAAUUUGUUACAAGCGGAAAAUGCUCUGUCGAAAACAGUCGACGCUCUUCAGAAGCAAUUGGAUGAAGAGAGAAUAAAUACGGCUUCUAAAGAUCCCAAUUCGAGGUUGCAAAAUUCGCGAGAAAGUGGCGUCGAACUCAAAUCCUCUCCAUUAUCCGAAAUUAACGUUCCAGAAAUGAUAGUAGUAGAUUUAGGAAAAGACAUAGAGAACGAAGAACCAAAAGUAAGUCCCAAUUUGUCAAAAUCGGAAGAAAACGUUCUGGAAUGGACUUUCGGUAAUGGAUUUUUUGUCCUGUUUCCGGGCGCUUUUAAUAUCAAAGAGCGAGCACAAAUUGCCGAGAACGACGGAUCUGAACAGUCAAAAAUUCCAGAGAAUCUGCCAGAAAAUGAGAAUGAGGAAAUGAUCGACUCGGCGGAAGCUGACAGAAUAAUUGAGGAAAUCGCGAAAGUGUUACGCGAUGCAAAAUCUGCGGAGCUUACCGAGGACGUAGCCACUGCCUACCAACGUCUCAGCCCUGACGAUUUAUCUAAAAUGGGUAUCCCUACUCCGCUGAAUGUAAUGUUGACUCCACCGGCAGUAUUUGUUAAUCCAGAUAUAGACACGGAUGUCAAUUCGGAUGAUGCUAACGUUGAUCCAACUGUUGACCAAGAUACGAACGGAAAGGGAUUGGUGCAUAUUGUCGUAAAUCAUCCGGAGCUCAAUCCAGAGUUUCAAGAUGACUUCGCCCAUGAAAAUCCGAUUGGAGAAUAUGUUGACAGUCCAGUUGAUGAAAGUGCGCUCUUGGAUGCAACUACCGACGAAGGGCAGGAAGAUACGAUUUUAUUUCCAGCUGACUUUGUAAAUAACCCAGAAGAUGAUUCUCAAGUAGAUCAACCUUCGUGGACGAGUGAUGAAGAAUUUGUUUUGCUUGAGCCAAAAUUCUACAGAGAUUCUGGAAUAAUUAACAAGCGUAGUAUUUCUGAUGCACCGGUUAAGGAACAACAUUUAUGGAAUAAGCGAGUUGAUGAUAAUCUGAAUAAACCGAAAGAGGAAGUUAUAUAUAACCGCGUAAGUAAUGAAGGACCAUCCCUGAAUACUCAGACAAACAGAAGAGCUACAUCUCUUUUGGACAGUUAUAUCCGCGGAGAAGAGAAUCUAUUAGCACAAGAAAUUGCAACUGUCCCCAAUCACGAACAACAACUGAUAAAAAAUGAUCUAACUAAUUUUUUCCAUAAAAUGGAGAUAUUAGCCUCUCAUAUCGAUAAACUGCAUGAACGCUACCUUUAUUUUCACGAAUUGAACGACGAUUACAUCUCCGAAGAAUUUCCAUCGGAUGAUCUACCGAAAUAAACAAUAAAAAUUAAUUGUUAAGAUUAAA